Penicillium waksmanii is the source of this 1449-nucleotide messenger RNA. Its product is annotated as Major facilitator superfamily domain general substrate transporter. The transcript has 3 exons. The annotation marks the transcript as partial. NCBI's taxonomy places the organism in Eukaryota, Fungi, Ascomycota, Eurotiomycetes, Eurotiales, Aspergillaceae. The record is from RefSeq and is a predicted model, not a curated record.
AUCAUGGGUCGCCUAUCCCAUCAUUACAGGUCUUGCCUGUUUCAGAUUAUCAUCGUAGGCUUGGUUGCCUUCUGUGAACCCGGAAUCUGGACAGCCCUAAAUAACCUCGGAGCUGGUGGAAAUGCCAGUCCAUUUUUAAACAACGCCGCCAAUGCCUUGACAUACGGACUCAUGUCAGUGGGCUGCUUUCUUGCUGGUGGUGUUACCAACAAGAUUACCGCCAAAUGGACAUUGUUUAUUGGUGCUGCGUUUUACACCCCUUAUGCAGCCGGUUUGUAUUGCAACAAUCGUUAUGGGAAUCAGUGGUUUCUUCUGCUUGGAGCUGCUCUCUGCGGUAUCGGGGCAUCUCUGCUCUGGGCGAGUGAGGCCGCUAUUGCGGUCGGAUAUCCGGAAGAGGAGAAGAGAGGAAGAUAUGUCGGAAUUUGGAUGGGGAUUCGGCAAAUGGGUCCUUUGGUUGGCGGUGCCAUCUCCCUUGCCAUCAAUGUCAAUACUGCGCAUACUGGCAAGGUCAGCUACAAUACUUACCUUGGGCUUGUCGCCAUUUCAUCUCUUGGGGCUCCAUUUGCUCUACUUCUAUCCCAGCCACAAGAUGUGGUCCGGAGUAAUGGCACCAAAAUUCCUUACAUGAAGAAGACCAGCUUAGCCAUCGAAGCCCGUGCUAUUUGGAAGCAACUCAAGAACAAAUAUCUACUGCUACUCAUUCCGGUAUUUUUGGCCGGUCAGUUUGGCACAACUUACCAAGGGAACUACUUGACAAGUAUGGAAUAUCCAAUCCCCAUUGAAGGAGAGAACUUCUCUAACAAAAUAUCAGCAUACUUCACCGUUCGUUCCAGAGCGCUAGCUUCGUUCCUCACAGCUGUUGUUGGUGCGUUAGCCAAUAUAACCACGGGUCUUGUUCUUGAUCUCAAUUAUUUCUCAAGAGGAGCCCGAUCCAAAGCUGUUUACCUCAUUGUCUUGGUCUUCGUCACAGCAGCUUGGGUAUGGAACGCUAUCACCGAAACGAAGCUUUCCCGUAUGGCUGAACCACCCGCCUUCGACUUGGGCGAUGGUCCAUUCUUCAAUUCCGCUUUCACCGUCUACAUGUUUUUCAAAUUCUUCUACGAGGUUCUACAGACAUACAUCUAUUGGCUUAUGGCCGAGGUAAAAGGCGCACAGGGCGAUGGAGAUAUUGCGCGAACAACGGGGAUUCUCCGAUCGUGGGAAUCGAUCGGCAGCACUAUUGCAUACGCAGUUGGCGCAACACACUGGUCAAACUUGAACCAAAUGAUCCUCGGCUUUUCUCUAUGGGGUCUCACCAUUCCAUUCACUCUCCUCGCAGUGUUUGGAAACUGGAAUGUAGGUGGGGAAGUUGAUGUGGGGAGCGUGGAGGGCCCAGAGGAUGUGGAGGGACGAGCAGACACUAGCAGCGUUGAGACGGAGAGGGUUUUCGUUAGUCAUGAUAGUAAAUGA